Messenger RNA from Fimicolochytrium jonesii, 3096 nucleotides. RefSeq names its product potassium transporter-domain-containing protein. Lineage: Eukaryota; Fungi; Chytridiomycota; Chytridiomycetes; Spizellomycetales; Powellomycetaceae. Bases 346 to 3096 code for a protein of 916 amino acids. The record is from RefSeq and is a predicted model, not a curated record. Gene Ontology annotation, molecular function: potassium ion transmembrane transporter activity. The transcript has 11 exons. Gene Ontology annotation, biological process: potassium ion transmembrane transport. Gene Ontology annotation, cellular component: membrane.
GUCCAUACCAAAUUCGACCGCGGGGUCUAAAAAUAGGAUGAAAGACAACCCAAAGUCCAGAUCGUUCGGAUCUCCCUCCUUGAAGGUGGCUUGAUCUCGCGGGGCGGAAUGGGCAUGGUUGUUCUUCUAGAAAAGUUUAUUUGGGGAUGCCGGGGGGGCUUGUAUGAAAGAAUGUAACGCGGCGGGUUUUUGGCGGGUGUGGUUUUGUGAAUUUUGACAUAGGUUCUUGUGCGCAAGAUCGAGCUAGUUACAGAUUACGGUGGAGCUGUCGCUGUUAUAUCGGUAAAAUCUUGCAAUACAAUUUUUGUUUGGAGUUUCUGUGUUAUCGGAAGAGACGGCGGAGCGAUGUCCUCAACGCGGCAAGCUCAGGAUGACCUCGAGUUUGGGGUCGCAUCCGGGGACGCAUUAGUCCCCGAACCGUCGUCGCGGGAAGCCACGACCGGACAGAAUCUACGGAAGAGCGCGUUGACGAAAGCGAACGGGCUAAGCAUAGCGCACGAGAACGGGAGCGUGGACAUGGGGUCGUCGGACGACGGGGAAGAAGGGAUGUCCAAGUCGCGGACGCGCAAAUCAAUCGUGUUCGCGGAUGAUGUCGAGGCUGGACGGGCGAGUUAUUUCUCGGGCCCGUCGGCGGAUGGGAAGAUAAAAGGCUCGGCGCCGCUGUCGCCGACCUCACCGCUGUUGCUGGAGGAGGAGGUGACGGUGGUGUCGGCGGGGAAAGGCCAAGGUGCAGGUGCGCUCCCGGACGUCCCGGAGGGUGCCUCCUUACCCCGGUUCACCCUCUCCGGGAUGCCGGGGAGCAAGAGCACGACCAGCAAACUCGCCGACCCACCACCACCACAACCCACCUCCACCCCCGGAGUCCCCAAACCCAAAUCCACCCACGACCACCUCCCCCUCGCGCUUUCCCAGAUCCUCAAAACCGCCGAAGAAACCAAAACCACCGUCUGGCAACUCACCGCCCAAGUCAGCGCCACCGCCCCGUUCCACAACCCCUUCGCCGCCUCCGCCUCCGCGCGCGCCCAGCAACGCAAGGAGAGCCAGGCCCAGAUGCAGGCCCGCCGGAUGUCCCUGGGCGCCGCGCUGUGCAUCCCCGCCCCGUCGCGGAUCGAUCAGAACAUGAGCUGGCGGAAACUGUUUACGCUCUCCGCGGGCGCGCUGGGGAUUGUCUAUGGCGAGAUCUCCGUGUCGCCGUUGUAUGUACUCAAGGCGAUCUUCGCGCCGCAUGGCGGGGAGCUGACGGAUGAUGGGGAUUACCCGGAGAUACCGGAGGAGGAGAUCUUGGGCACGAUAUCGAUUUUGGUGUGGUUGGUCACGUUGGUGUGCUGCAUCAAGUAUGUGUGGCUUAUACUGAAAGCUGAUAGGACGGGUGAGGGCGGAAUCUGGGCGCUGCUGUCGCUGAUACCGUUGGAAUCGCUGGAUGCGAGCGUACUGUUGCAUCGGUCUCGCGCCGGGAUAUAUGUGUUGGGAUUGCUAGCGGCUAGUUUUCUAGUCGUAGAUACCAUGAUUUCCCCGGCUAUUACAGUACUAUCCGCCUUCGAGGGCAUACGCCUCUACUCAAAAGCAACCUUCUCCCAAGACGCCGUCGUAGCCUGCACCUGCACCGUCCUCGCCAUCGUCUUCUGGUGGCAGCGUUUCGGCACCUCGCGCAUUCAAAAGGCCUCCGGCGCCAUCUUCGCCCUGUGGUACCUCGUCAUCGCGAUGAUCGGGCUGUACCAGAUCGCGCGGUACCCGAAAGUGCUCGCGGCGUGGAGCCCGCAUUAUAUUGGGUAUAUGGUGAGGAAGGAUGUGGGCCAUGUGGCGACGAUAUUGGGUGAAGCAGUGCUGGCGGUGGCGGGCGUGGAGGCGAUGUAUGCGGAUUUGGGACAUUUCUCGGCCAAGCCGAUCCGGUGGACGUUCUUGGGGAUGGUGUACCCGGCCAUCACGCUGAACUAUCUCGGUCAAGCUGCAUAUUUGAUUGGAAACCCGGCUGCUGCCGAGAACCCGUUCUUCAAAUCCAUCCCGAACGUUGUAGAUUGGCCUGUCAUGGUCCUUGCCACAAUCGCCGCCAUCCUAGCCGCACAGGGCGCUAUUUCCGGCUGUUUCAAUCUGAUCGAUCAAUCGAUAUCUCUCAACAAGUUCCCCAAUGUGAUCACCCGCCAUCUGAAACACGCGCAUGGGAGCGAUAUUUAUAUACCCGCGGUCAAUUUCUGUCUGUUCUUGGGGAGCGUGAUUAUGGCGUCGGCGUUUCAUACAUCGCAGCAUUUGUCGUAUACCGCAGGGAUAUGCGUCGCGGGCUCAAUGGCGAUCACCAGCUUCCUCUACGUCCUCGUCAUGCACCACGCCUGGAACCUCCCCAAAUGGAAGAUCCUUCUCUUCGGCAGCAUCUACCUCCCGCUCGACCUCCUCCUCUUCGUGUCCUCGCUGCGCAAGAUCGUCAACGAAGGCUGGGUCUCCCUGCUGCUCGCCUUCAUGGUGUUUACGAUCAUGUUCGUGUGGACAGCAACGACGCAGGAGAUCAGCACCUGGCUGCGCGAGCAGCUGAUCACGCUGAACGAUCUGAGAGUGUAUGUCAAGAGCAUGCCGAGGGUGCCGGGCACGCUGGUGUUUGUGAGCAGUGGAGACGAGGAUGUGCCGAAUGUGCUGCGGAUAUGUGCGGGGCGGUUGAACAACCUGCCGGUGAAUUUGAUAUGUAUGAGUGCGGUGGCGAGUCAGUCGCCGUUUGUGGCGGAUGAGGAGAAGGUGGUGUUUCGGACCGUGGAUGCUGUUAGUGGGAUAUACCGGCUGGUGAUUUCGUAUGGCUACGCCGAACGAGAUUUCAACGUGCAAACGGCACUAGAGCGAGCGAAGAAACGCGGGCUGCGGAUGAAAGCGGGCGAAAAGAUCUCGUUCAUCGUCGGACGAGAAAUCGUACAUUCCACGAUAUCCUCGAGGUUGUUCGGACGAUUACGUCGGCAGAUGUACAACACGAUAGCGCGGAAUUUACCGGGGAAGAUGGAGUAUUUUGACUUGCCGCCUGGGGAUACCCUGGAGGUAAUGUCGGGGGGGACGGGCAAUGUGGUCAGAUUUGAAAACCCCGUGUCGCACGGAUUCAUAACCGAUCUUCUUUUCCACUAG